Molecule: messenger RNA, 4080 nt
Organism: Penicillium pulvis
Lineage: Eukaryota; Fungi; Ascomycota; Eurotiomycetes; Eurotiales; Aspergillaceae
Exons: 1
Coding region: 1-4080 (1359 amino acids)
Biological process (GO): glutathione metabolic process
Cellular component (GO): cytosol
Molecular function (GO): 5-oxoprolinase (ATP-hydrolyzing) activity
Source: RefSeq, a predicted model, not a curated record
AUGGGCGAUAUGCAGGCCAAACAAGGCUAUCAACUAGGUAUUGACGUUGGAGGCACAUUUACGGACGUUUAUGUCUUUACCCCGCAUGGCGAGACUGUUCGAGCUAAAGUACCCACAACUGUCGAAGACCAGAGUAUUGGCAUCAAAUAUGGGAUCUUGAAGGCCCGCAGGUUACUUCAAGAGAAAUUUGGCUGGUCGGGUAAAUUCCAAUUCAUGCACCAUGGCACUACAACCGCAACAAAUGCCGUGCUAGAGGGGAAAGGUGCUCGAACUGCGCUUGUGGUUACAGCGGGGCACAAAGAUAUUCUGGCAUUGCGCCGUUCUCAAAUUCCUGGUGGAUUGGGCGCUUGGUUGAAUUUCACGCCACCUGAGCCAAUUGUGCCGCUUGAAAGAGUUGUACAGUGCAAGGAGCGCAUGUCUGUGCUUGGCGAGCCGGUAACCGAUGUUGACAUUGAGGAUCUGCGACAAAGUCUACAAGAGCUGGCUCGCCAAGAUCCCGAGGCUGUUGCUAUUUCGCUUUUGAAUUCUCAUAGUAAUGAUGCACAUGAGAAGAUUGUCAAGAAAAUUGUGCGUGAGGUGCUCGGUGAGGACGUUGCGAUCGUUUGCUCUGCUGAGGUUCUUCGCGAAGUUGGCGAAUAUGAACGAACUGUGACAACAUGUACCAAUACACUUGUGAAGCCUGUGGUCCAGAACUACCUAAGAAACCUUUCAGAUGGCCUUGCAGAACAUACUGACACGAUCCGGGUUCUCAAGAGCGAUGGUGGAUUGACCAGUUUGAAUCUUGCUUCCGAGCUACCAGUGAACAUAUUGAUGUCAGGGCCUGCUGGUGGUGUUAAAGGAGUGGCGGACGUGGUUACCCGGAGCACACCAUACAAGAACCUCAUCACCCUUGAUAUGGGCGGGACAUCCACGGAUUGUGCCGUCAUCUACAAGGGGCAGCCCCAACUGCGACGCGAAACGGUCGUCGGUAAUCUCUCGGUUCGUGCACCUGCAGUCGAUGUGAAGACCGUUGGAGCUGGCGGCGGCUCGAUCACAUCGUACAUGGAAUUGACCGAGACCCUCCGGGUGGGCCCUGAAAGCGCAGGCGCUCAGCCAGGACCUGCAUGUUAUGGAAAAGGCGGGCGACAAGCCACUGUCACAGACGCAAAUCUUGUUCUCGGAUACCUUCCCAAGACCUUGCUCGGCGGAGAGUUUGAACUAGAUGUCAAUGCAGCAAUGGCGGCUGUUACUGAGAUUGCAGACCAAAUGAAGCUUCCUGUAAUGCAGACAGCGGAGGAUAUAAUCACCAUCAUUAAUGAAACCAUGUAUGGUGCUCUGAGGCUGGUGUCUGUCGAGCAGGGAUACGAUCCUCGAGAGUUUGCUCUUGUGGCGUUUGGAGGUGCCGGCCCUCUACAUGCCAAUGCUGUUGGUCAGUUACUUGGCGCUUGGCCCGUCAUUAUUCCCCCGUCUCCUGGUAUUCUCUGCGCACAGGGCGAUGUGACUACAAAAUUGCGACAUGAACAGUCUGCUACGUUUAUCCACUUGGUAUCUGAAACGACGGUGGACGAAGUUCGAACCCAAUAUAACUUGCUGGAAGAGCAGGGCCGAGAGACUCUUCAGCGAUCAGCCGGUGAUUCCUGGCCAGUGACCUGGAAAGCCCAAUACCAGGCAGAUCUGAGAUAUAAUGGGCAGGCUUUGACGAUCACCAUAGACCUUGAUAUUAACGAUCUCUCCUUGGAUACAGCGAAAUUGCAUGACCUGCUUCGGCAGAAAUUUGACCGACAGCACCAGCAGAUGUUCACUUACUGCCUAGCCGACUUUGAGCUGGAGCUAAUGCGACUUGGCGUUGUUUUGGAAGAUUCUUCUCCAAGCAUUGAGAUUCCAGAGGUCUCCAAAUCGAUGACAACUGACCCUCCUCCUGAGGCGAAGAUCGGAGAACAAAGUAUUGUUGUGCAAGGUAAAGAGCAACUUGCAACCCUGUGGGACCGACAAAAAAUCACUCAGCAAGGAUUGAAAGUUCAAGGACCGUGUAUUAUCUCCGAAAUGGAUAGCAACACACUCGUCUUGCCCGGCUACUAUGGCGAGAUCGACAAUAUCGGCAAUAUUUUGAUCAACCCCUUGGAAGACAAACCAGUUGUUGGGACGGAUCAUACAGCUGAGAAGGCGGCAGAGUUAGUCAAAGCGACCCCUGCGAUUCCAACUUUGAUUUCUUCGACUCUUGCUUCUAUUCGAGGGGAGAUGGAUACCAUGAUGCUUCGAUGCAGCAUGUCACCUGCCAUUCGCGAACAGCAGGAUGAAUUCAACGUCAUCACCAAUGCCGAAGGAAAGAUGCUUGUUGGCCAGUUCGGAAGCUUCAUCACUGAGUUCCUCAAGAUUUGGACAGGCACCAUUGAAGAAGGAGAUGUGUUCGUUACCAACGACACUUACCAAGUCCAGGGUGCUAUCAGCCACCUCAACGAUGUAAUUGUAUUCAUGCCCAUCUUCCAUGAGCAUCGCCUGAUUGGAUAUGCCUCACAAUUUGGCCACCUGACAGAUGUGGGUGGCAUUGUGCCCGGUAGCAUGUCCAUCAAUGCCACGUCUGUUUUUGAUGAUGGUGUGCAAAUUCCUUGCAUCAAGUUAUAUGCUCGAGGUGUUAUGAACAGUGACUUGGUGGAGCUUCUGUGCCGUAAUUCUCGGCAACCAGCAUGGUAUCGCUCGGAUCUGACGGCCAUUGUGGCGUCAUGUUCUAUGGCUGCGACGCGGGUUCGCGAGCUAGCGACUCGGUUUGGCCGCGAGGUCUAUUUGGCUUCAUGUGAUGAGCUGCUAUACAGAAACCGCAGUGGCUUUGCAAAGAUUGUUCAGCGCCAAUUUGAUGAUAAGAAGAGUGUAUUCACCGAUUUUGUUGACGAUGAUGGCCACGGCGUUGGUCCGUGGGCAUUGCGUUGCUCCAUGGAAAAGAUCGAUGGUGAGCGGCUGCGCUUUGAUUGGAAUGGAAGCUCUCCGCAAAGUCAACACGGCAUCAACUUUUAUCUCUCGGAGACCAUGUUCAAAAUGUUCAUCGGAUAUUAUAUUCUCGCCGCAGCCGCCCCUGGAACUGUCAUUAACGAUGGUUUCCAUGAUCUAAUCGAUGUGUCCAUCCCACGAGGCAGUGUUUUGAAACCCGUCAGACCUGCACCUAUCUCUUGUCGCACCCAUCUCAUGGGCCGAACACUAGACAUCGUACAAGCAUUGAUCGGCCAGAAGGACGACGCAUACCAAGCUGCAGCUGGCUUCAGUGACUCGCCCCAUUUCUUCUAUUCCGGCUUCAAGCCGACUGGUGAGUGGUACCAGCUUUACCAGAUUGGGUUCGGAGGUGUUCCAGCCCGACAGGCUGGUGACGGUCCAGAUUGCCACUGCCUCUUCCCAGCAAUCAAGUCUAUUCCCACGGAAAGCAUCGAGUUGAAUUACCCUCUGCGUAUCGAAGCGAACGAGAGUGUCGCCGACAGCGGCGGCCCAGGAUUCUUCCGAGGCGGUAAUGCCCAACGAACCCUGUACCGAUUCUUAGCUCGGGGGGAGUUCAGUCUGCAUGAUGACCGAUGGUUCACCAAGCCCUGGGGUCUGAAGGGAGGCAAGCCGGGGCAGCGAUCUCGGAAGGUACUUUACCGCUAUUCUCAGUCAGCAGAGAACCCCCCUACAGAAAUUCUACCGUCCAAAUGUGAUCACAUCCGUGUCGAUCCGGGUGAUCUUCUCGAGUGGAUUACUUGGGGUGGAGGCGGUCUUGGGGACCCUUUGACGCGACCAGCCGAAAAGGUCGCGCUAGAAGUUCGCCGCAAACUUGUCACGGUAGAUGGGGCCCGCAAAGGAUAUGGUGUGGUUCUGAACAGUGAUCUUGGCGUUUCGCAGCAUGAGACUGAGGAGCUGCGGGCCCAAAUGCGGCUUGAGCAGGCUCGGCUGGAAGAGCCUCCCACGUAUGAUCGUGGUGGCGAUAUUGAGGCACUAAGACAGACAUGUCUGCAAGAAACGGGACUAGAACCACCGGUUCCUCAAUGGGAGACGGAUCUGUAUGGACCUCAUUGUGCAUUGAAGUACGUGAAGGACUGGUAUGAAGAGAUGAGGAUUCAGAAAGGGUGGAAAUUAGAGUAA